GGACAAGUUUUUACCGUUAUUUGGGUAGGAUGGCGGGAGGGCGGCGGACCAAAGAGAGAGAGAGAGAGGGGGUUAAGGGUGGGAUUGUUGCCGCUGCUGAGGCAAAAGGGGGAGAAGGCUGGAGGGGAAAGCGCGGCAGGUGUUCACACACAAAGAAACUGAAAGGGAAUCCCACGGCCAUUGGCUCCGCACUCAGGAAUGCAUCGAGUUUCGUCGGCAUUCGCAUUUCGCGAUCAAAUAUACAUGUGUAUACACACACACACAUGCAUCGUCUUAAUAUAGUUAUAAAAUGAAGGGGGGAAAUAAUGUGUAUGUAAUGUGUGUGGAGUUGCGUAAAAAUUGAGAGAGAGAGCGAUAAGGCAUAAAAAUUUUUAAGUAAAUAAAGACUACCCGUUUUAAGAAGAUCACCCGUUAUAAUCCUAAAAUCCGAAAGUGUGUAGAAUCGCGUCCUGUAACUCGAAAAUUUAAUCUUGGAAGUAUAACGGACAGAUAUAAUGCGAUUCACGAAGAAGAGCUUCUACGAACUCCUUGAAUCCUCGAGAUGAAGAAAAAUCCGUUACAUAUCGAUCUUUUUAAGCCGCGUUUCCAUCACGUCGCGCGAACCGAGCACAGAGAUACGGAUCUUAUUUUCUCCCGCGUUUAAGCCGGAUUUACAAUAAAUAUAGUAUGAACCUUAAGCCGUAAAAAAUUACCAAUAAAUUAAUUAUUCUCCUCACAUUUGACUUGAUCGAUCAACUCUUUAUCUAGCUUCUUAUCCACUCAUCUCGAUCGACGACAAAGAUACAAAGGAGAUGCCGCAAGUAUUGAUAUAGGCGUAUAUACUCUCCGACGCGGAAAGUCGCUAAACAUUCCAAGGACUAGAACGUCCUUCGACGCGUUCGCGACGCCAUUAUUUAGGCAUUGUGUCUCGGCAGGGUUUGCGCGCGCGCAAACGCGAGCGCGAGAGCAAACGAGCGAGUGCGCGCGCGCGCGCGCGCGCGGAGAUUAUUAUACCGGUUUCGAAUCUGCGCGAUGGAGAUCCGUGAGAAAUCGCAACCUCGCGUCCGUGCGACCGUUAUCGUGUACUCGUGGUAAGCACUACUACAUGCGAUUUUGAUAUAUGCUUUUUUUUUACAUAUAUAGUAUAUGCAAUAUAUCUCUUCGUCUUUCUCAUUUACCUCAGAUAUCAGUUUUCCCAGAAGAGGCUUCUCGGAGACGAGUGAGUGAAUGAGAGAGAGAAAGAGCGAGAGGAGCAACAGGUGUUCCACCACACGCGCGCACGUUGAUCGAUCCUCUCGUCUCUCGAGGACAGGUCCAGUAUCCUUGGAUGAGUGUGGAUCUAGUCACGCAUACAAUCGUGAAACGUGGACUGAAUUCAAACCCAUCCAGGGCCGCUGGACGGGCGAUGGAUGACGGAAACACGGGACGAUGGCUCUUCACUCUUCCCUUUGACGCCGAUGAUCUUCCUCGGAUUGAUCUUCGCGGAAAUUUCCUCGUCUUCGUUCUCACCGUUCCGAGGGGGACACAAACGACGUUGACGGAGCCGGAAAGCAGAGUGAUGCGUUCGUUCGGGUACGGCAUUAGCGGCCUCACUUGACGGUGGGGGCUUCCUUGGAGAAGGGGGCUCGCGCCCGUUCUCCUGUCUCCCCCUUCCUCCUCUUCGGAAUACCGCGCGAUCUCUCUUUGUCGUUCUCGUCCCAUCGUCUUUCUCCCUCUCCGUCUCUUUUCUUUUGCUUCGCAGGCAAGCACUUACCGCCCUGGUGGGGCCCUUACGUGGAGGGGAGAGAAGGGUCGCUUUUUCCCAAGGCGUCCGGGGAUCACAACAAAGAAAGAUGCGAUUUUCGAAGCGAAGAGUGGAGAACGAAGCGACCGCCGAGAGACCUUUCUGGACAGCAGCCUGUCAUCCUGAAAGAAAAGCUACCGCAGCGGUGGUUCGCCCAAGGAGAUGCGGCGUCAUUUUGUCAAUUCAAAUAAUGCAAAGAUCUAGUUGCGAACCGCUUGGGACUCUAGAGGGGGCCGCUAGAAACCGAGAAAAUUCUUGUGAUAACAAGAAAAGAAAAAAAGGCGACGACACACAGGAAAAAUCGGAGCACCGCUGCCGAGAAGUAAGGCUCUAAAGACGGUUGCGAAUAGAGAAGAAGGAUAGCGAGGAAGAAAGAGAAAGAGAGCGCUAGGUCAUGGAAAGCGAAGGGGAAGGAGAAGCUCGCAAAUUGUCGUUUCCAUAGUGAUUUAUACGUUCAACUCGACCUGAAGUAUCUUGGAGCGAAAAAUCAGUGCAAAAACCGAUCUCUAAAAAUUCGAAUUAAGCGUGCUCUAUUGGUCGCAAAGCAAACUUACAAGAGAACAUAUUUAUGAUAAUAUCGGAAAUUUAAAUUUCCGGAAAAUGAUGUUAUCUAACGAGAAUGAUAACUAAUUUAUUUAUCGUCUGAAGAUAAAUUUAUAUUGCUUUGCGAGUUGCAGAAGAAUCGAUAUAGAUGACUCUGGUUGUAUUAAUAUUGAAGAAAUUGAAAAAGUUUAUUUUGUAUAUUUGAUAAUUUUCUCAUUUUUAAUAUUGUGUACAUUUUUAAAAAUACAUUUGGGAUUGAAAUUCUACUCUAUUUGAUCCAUCUUUACUUAGUAAUUUUGUCAUCUAUUUGUUUCUUUUUGACUUGUUAAUAUAUAUGUUUUGAUCGAGCAAACCAGUUCUUAAUUUUGGUUUCAUUUUAAGUUUGAUUUACCCCAAUUAUUUUGUUCAACAAUAUUUUUUAUUUUUUUAGGUAAAGAAGAAAGAGAAUUUUAGAGUAAUAUCCUUUCUAUAAAGCGAGCACGUUCAAGUAUUUAUUAGCAGGGCGAUGCCUCGAUGACUAUAGCUUUUCUUUUGCCUCGAAAGAUGAAAGAGAAGACAUAUAGUAGCAUGUAUGAAACAACGCGUUCCUUGCAUCUCAGCAAACUGGUAUUUGCCAACCAGCAAUCGUGCAAAACGAUGCUCCAAUAAUUCAAUGUUAUUCGAAGCUAACGGAAUGCCGUUAUCGUCUUCAACCGCGAUCGCGUUACUAUUAAUCGAUUGUAAUUAGCAGAUCGAGUUUGCGAAUAUGAUAUAAGAGCAUCGCAGCAUUUAGAAGAAAAAAGAAAACUCUGUGAAUCUUUUCUAAACUGCACGGGGACGAUUGCGAGCUCAGAAAGAGGAACCUUUGGUCCCCGAAUUUCAAAAAAGAUCAGCGUCAAUAUGCCGUUUGUUCAAAAGCGAAACAUCGAUGAGAGAAGAUGUACCGAUGAAAGGUUCCAGAGCAUCGCUGGCGCCUUCAAAAGCGAGAAAAUUCAGUGAAAGAGUCACUUGUUGAUGCAGUGACAGUGCUUUCGAGGAAUAACAUCGCAACCUAGGCUACGUCACUGGCGGGGUCCUCGUGACACAGAUCAACGACGGCAACUAUAACGGUACCCGUCGGUGUGACCUACUCUCGGCGAAGUCGCGCUCUCUCGGUCCUCCACCUUCGUCCUCUCUUCGUUUUGCGUCUUUCCCCUGGACUCUCCUUUCAUCCAGGGCCGAAUAUUCAACAGGGCCUGAGUAUCGAACGCCUGCCGUCUUCUGAUCGCUUCGCCUACUCUUCUAUCCGACCGGAAAUCACUGGAAUCAGGGCGAGUCGAGAUGAUCGGCCGCCACUGCUUGCCGUAUAGCAUCUUCUCUCCCGUACGCUGCGGGCUAUACUUUUUCUUCCACGAGAAGCAUUGGUACGGGUCGUAUGGGCGGACGAUCGGAUCGGACCGCGGUUGAUUACGGACAGUAAUGAAAGCGGCCUGCUUGCGCACGGUGGGUAGAUAGGUAGGUGCGUGUCGCCGUCUGUCAUGUAGCCGCGCGACUUCCGCACCUUCUGCCGCGCCGCACCUUUGUCGUCGAAGUCGUCAAUGAGAUCGACAGCCGCAAUCGUUGUUGUUGUUGUUGUUGUCGUUCCUCGUGCGUAACAAGGUGACAUAGCCGAGACCUUGUGAGAGAGAUUCGAGUAGUCGAUUGUCACGGUUCAACCGCGGGUCCAGCCGCUGGACCAGCGAGUUAUGAGAGCGAUCGCGCCCUUCGUCUUUCAGGUGAUUGCAUUGCAGUUGACGAAAUGUCAAGGCAGCGGUGGCGGGCCGAGCACGUUCGGAUACGACGCGUCCUCGGCCUGCAGCAAGCCGUACUCGCGCGCGGGACGCGCGCACCAUGAGGAUCUACCCUGUGACUUUCGCCGACAAAAUUGGUGCACGAUCGCUGGUAGCGCGUACCCUUGGCAUGCAGUACGUCGAUUCGUGCAGGAGAAUCAAGGAUUGAUGAGACGCAUGUACGGCGACGAGAGUUAUAUCAGUAUUCUCCGAGCGGAAUUCGAGAAGAAUGAUAUUGAAUUCAAGUAUGAUGAGUACUACCAUCAUUUCGCCGAUGAUAUAAAGCAAUUUCAAUAUGAAGAUGAUUACGAGGUGAUGGAUGAUGAUCAGUCGAAGCUUAAUGCGGACGAUGAGAAUCGCGAAUUCACCAGCCGUUCCUUUAAUGAUCCUGUCGCCAAACGAUUGAACAAAUUUCCGAAGCUCAGCGAAUACACCAGACCGCACUUCAGGCCCACCGAACGGACCACCAGUUCGACCGCAUCGAGCACGAAGAUUCUCUCCUCGACUUUGUCUUCAACAUCGACCACGACCAGUGCUACGACUUUCGAUACACAUACGUCAUCCUCGACAACGCCCAUCUCUAACACUACCGUAACGAACAUGGAUGAGAAACGGGAAGAGAUCAAGACUCAAUCUCUCAUAACAUCAGCUUCUCCAAAGUUUUCAAACACUACUGUCGAGAUUGCUGAUAAUGGUGAUGUUGCGGUGAAUAUCACGACAACAACGGCGUUGCCGAGCAUUACUAUGGCUCAAAUCGUCAGAGAACAAAAUUUUAGUAUCAACGAGAUUCCUGGGCAGAAUGACAGAAUCGACGAGGAUCUGGAGGAACUUGGAGAAGUGAUAGCACAUUCGGAAGAAAUAACGAUUAAGGAGGAUACGACUUUGAAAUCGAUCGAUACGGGAGGGACGACAACGAGUGUCUUCGUUUCUACGGAAUCGCUAAUCAAUCGAGAUGAGGAAGCGGAGGUGCUUGAUGUUGCUACGAAGACAACCGUACACGAAGAAAUAAUAGCUGCAACAAGUCACGAGCAACAACAGUUUAGACCGCGUCCCGAGUAUCGGCCAACGAGUGUGGCCGAAUCAUCGGCAAGUGUCAGUGGACAACUUUAUCAGGACGUCGCGGCGAAGGAUCACCACGAGCAACCAGUCCUGAAGCUUAGGGGAAUAAAUGCCUGCCCCGUCAAGGAAGAAGUAGUGGCACCAUUCUGGGCUAACAAUACUCGCGGCGAAGUCUUGGCUCUUCUCAAUCUAUAUCCCUUCGAGCAGUAUGUACAUUGGGAGAAGUGCACGCACGAGAACAAGCAAAUGUACUGUCGUGACGGAUGCAGAUGCGAACAGCAGUAUCGGCUGCAUCGGUUGCUGGCUUAUGACCCCAACAACGAAUGUCGCGGAAUCUUCAGCGAUUGGUUCAAGUUUCCCAGCUGCUGUGUCUGCCGCUGUUAUGAUCUGCCAUUAGAAUUUCGAGUGACAUCGCGUUCACCACGCACCUCGCGCAAGCGACGAAUCAAGGUGCAACCGCCAACACGGGACCGUUAUCAGUGAUCUAAUUGUUUUCUCGCUGGCUGAUCGCCAAAUAACACAGCGUAAGUGUGAGAACGUCCCGCUAAAACCGUAUGCAAAAUUCUAAAAAAUGCAGUACAAAUCAAUUCUCUAAUUGGAAAAAUCUUCUCUCCAUUCAUUUCAAUUUAGAGAUUAUUAAUAUUUAUUUAUUACUGUUAACAUUUACACCUUGAAAUAUUUUUUUACAUGUACCAAAUAUUUUUCAUAUAUUGAAUAUAUAUUUUAUAUGCAUAUAUAUCAUAUAUAUUUUAUAUGCAAAGUUUAUAUGUGAUUAUAUAAGAGAUUUUUUGCAUAUUUAUAAAUAUUUAUAAAAAGCAUAUUUAUAUAUCGUUGACAUUAUUUAUUAUGUUAUGGUAAAUUAAACUAGAACAAUGAUAUUUGUAAACGAAAGAAUAUCGAAGAAAAGUACGAUUAAAUUCUAAAAAAAAGAAAAUUCAUGCUUUUAUACACAUAUGCGCAUGAUAGAUAAAAAAAAAUUUCUAUUGUUAGUAUAUUUUUAUUUACUAUAAUCUAUCAAAGCGAUUUGGACAAGAUUUCGCUUUAACCCGGCAGUUAUUUUUGCAAACAUAAUAUACGAUAAAAAAAUAAUAAAGCUAAAUCAAAAUAAAAUCAUCCUUGUUUAAAUCAUUCAUAUAAAUUUUUAGUUUAUGAAAAGAAAGCGAUGUGUAUACAUACAUAUAUAUAUAUAUAUAUAUAUAUAUAUACAUAUAUAUAUAUAUAUAUAUAUAUAACUAAAAUCAUUGGAAUAUAUUCGCUGGUUUGAAAAUAUAUAUAGGCUUUACCUUUUAACAUUAUCGUAUAUUUAGAACGAUUAUCAUAUAUUUAGAACGAUAACAAAUGUAUGUAAUAGAGGAGAAAGUGCGUAUAUAUUAAAAUAAUUUAAAUGAAUAAUAAUACUCCUAUACACUCGUUGGCAAAUGUUAUACUAAUCCAUAUAUUCUUUCGAGAUUUUAAGAUGUACAUAUAUUUAUUUUGUGUAUUCGCGCGUCACAGCGCUAAGCUAAAAAUUAUAUUAAUAUUUAGCAUUAUAAUACUAUAUAUAUUCUUGAUAUAAUUUUUGUAAUACAAAUAAGGCUCGUGAAUGAAAUACGCCAUUUUUAUACUACACUUCUCUUCGUUUUCGUAAUCGUUAUUUGUGCAUUGUUUAAUAAAUAUUCUCGCAAUUUAUAAACUCAAGUUAUUAAUCAUUGUUUGAUCUAUUCUCACAACUUAAACUUAAGUUAUAUUAAUAAUUAAUCAAUAAAAGUGCGCACGUUGAUGCGUGAAUUACCCCGAAAUAAAAUAAAACAGUGUGCUCGUUUCGUUAUAUAUCUGACUUUAUUUUUCUUUACUUCCUUUACAUAUCUCUGACAACGUCGUGUGUCUUAUAAAGAAGAAGGUUCACAAACAGUAACGAUCUUGAAAACGUUAAUACUUUUUUCUGUUUCGGGCAUUAGCGGGUGGCGCGGUGAAUACAAUAAUACCGAUUAUAUAUAUCUUGUCGUACACAUUCAUUACAUGGUAUUACAAACGUCAUAUUAUUCGUAUCCCGUUGUAAUAUGUAUGUAUAUAUGUACACAUUAUAUAUAGUACAUAUACAGGAUAUUUCGUAUUGAUCAAUACGCAACAUUCUGUAAUAUUUACGCAUAGAAUAUACGCGUUUUUACGUAUGUUUAAUCGUGUAAUAACGUAUCAUAUAGUAGUAAGAGAUGUGUGUAUAUUUAUAUAAAUACCAGCUAAAACAUUUGGUAUCAAAACUAUUGCAGGAAGAAGAAAAUAAAACGUCUUCGAAAAGUAUAUCUCACUCAUCAACGCCCUUCUCGUGUUAGCGUUUAAUAGAGAAUAUUGUAUUAAUUAUGCAUAAUAAAAGGGAGUCUCUUACUUUUGAAUUUAUGCCAAAAAUUAUUCCGAUUCUCUUAAAAAAAAAAAAAAUAAUAAUAA
Molecule: messenger RNA, 7572 nt
Organism: Cataglyphis hispanica
Lineage: Eukaryota; Metazoa; Arthropoda; Insecta; Hymenoptera; Formicidae
Gene: spz4
Product: protein spaetzle 4
Exons: 11
Coding region: 4009-5634 (541 amino acids)
Biological process (GO): innate immune response; central nervous system formation; regulation of Toll signaling pathway
Cellular component (GO): extracellular region
Molecular function (GO): Toll binding; growth factor activity
Source: RefSeq, a predicted model, not a curated record